Molecule: messenger RNA, 1158 nt
Organism: Paramecium tetraurelia
Lineage: Eukaryota; Ciliophora; Oligohymenophorea; Peniculida; Parameciidae
Exons: 3
Source: RefSeq, a predicted model, not a curated record
AUGACCCUCCUUCUCGCCACUCACAAAGCAUGCAAAGCCUGUUGCAUUCAUGAAGUCAUUUUCAAAUAAUUACUGCAAGACCUCCCCAAACAAGUAAACUUCUUGAGAAUUGAAUUAGAAGAUAAUGUCUCCUUCAUAGAACAAUACCAAAUCAAACGAUUUCCAGCCAUCUUUCUGGAAACCAAAUCUGGAGUCAUCUAUCAUUAUAACGACCUGCUUCACUAUGAAACCCUCCUCUCCUUCAUCCACUACUACUUGAAUGGAUUGCAAUUCACCCAAUUUCACUCUCUCCAAGAGAUCGAGUCUGCCAUCAAUAAUUAGCAUAAUUAGCAAUCAUUAUAUGACAUUUAUAUCAUCGGAUUAUUCUAUGAUCAAGUGGAAUACCAUGAUGAAAUCAAACACUUUACUCAACAAUGUAAGAAGCUCUAUAAUUAUAGAAUCAAAUUUGGAUUCUUAAUGUAAAAAUCAGAAAUUAAAAACAUCUAUUCAAAGUUUAACACUUAUUCCCAUAUUUUAAUAUCCAGAUUUCCAAAUCAUUAUUAAUUUGUUGACGAUUUGUUGGCUCAACCAAUUGUGCCAUUAAUCAAUGAAUUGAAGUUUGACAAUUCAAAAUACUAUCUAGGACAUGCACUUAUCGUGAUGGAUUCCAUUUAGGAUAAUCAGAAUUACUUACUCAAAAUACAAAAGAUCGCACUCUAAUUACCCUCUCUAAGAUUCGCUUGGAUUGAUGGAAAUUUGAAUGAAGAUCGAUUGUAGAUGUUGGGAAUAGAGAAAUUCGAUCAAGAAAUCAAACUGACAAUCUUCAACUUGGAUUCAAAUGCUAAUGCCAUCUACAAUGGAGAUUUGCAUAAUCUCACUACCAUAUUCACUUUCUAUAAAGACUUCCUCUCCAUGGACUCCAAACAUUUUCACUAAAAAUACUCAUUCAUCAAAAAGGAGUAAAACAAAUCUCCCUCGCAACCCUACAUUUAAUACAAUGAAAAUACUCUCAUCAUUCUGAUACCGCAAUAUGAUGAACAUCAUACCAAAAUAAUCAAAUAGUUACAAUAAGUAAACAAGAAGUUUCAUAAUCAAUUUCAUCCAACCAAUUCAAAUUAAUUUAUUAUUAUAAUUCUAUCGUUCAUUAGCUGUCCAUCGAAUCACUUGAAACAGCUUUGA